This is a messenger RNA of Dunckerocampus dactyliophorus (ringed pipefish), 3802 nucleotides long. It is a transcript of the gene ablim3, whose product is annotated as actin binding LIM protein family, member 3. Lineage: Eukaryota; Metazoa; Chordata; Actinopteri; Syngnathiformes; Syngnathidae. Gene Ontology annotation, molecular function: actin filament binding. Gene Ontology annotation, cellular component: stress fiber; actin cytoskeleton. The transcript has 23 exons. Gene Ontology annotation, biological process: lamellipodium assembly; cilium assembly; cytoskeleton organization. The record is from RefSeq and is a predicted model, not a curated record. Bases 374 to 2455 code for a protein of 693 amino acids.
GGCGCGCACACCGUCAGGGAGAGCCGGUGGAGAGAAUGUGAAGGUGGAACCGACUGAGCUGCUUUGUGUUAUAACUACUCCCAAUUUCUCCUCUGGCAAACACACACACACGCACACACACAGGAAAAAACAGGACCAGUAUACUAAUUUGUGUCUUUUCUUCAAUUUUGGUUUCUAUUCUGGUUUUCCCCGUGUUGUAAGAAAUGGACUGGAAGCAGCGUUGCGAAGAGUGAGGAGCAUCAUUUGCCUUCACCGGAUAUUCACUCUAAAUGACACAAUAUGGAUUCACUAUUCUGAGUGAGAUUGCCGCCUUCUGUAUGGGAUUCUUUUUCGACGAAACUGCCUUAUUUUGGAGAAGAACACCUUGGGCAUCAUGAGUUCCAGUGAGUAUCACCAUGGUUCUACAGUAGGGGAGCGAAGCACUGGGCCAAUUCGAUGUCAACGAUGUCGGGACGUGUGCAAAGGAGAGGUGGUUCGAGUUCAACAUACCCACUUUCAUGUCAAGUGUUUCACCUGCACAGUGUGCAACUGUGAUCUGGCGAGGUCAGGCUUCUUUCAGAAGAAGGGCGAGUACAUCUGCACGGCGGACUACCAGCGUCUGUACGGGACACGUUGCGACCGUUGUGACACCUUCAUCACAGGCGAGGUGGUCUCGGCUCUGGGACGGACUUACCACCCCAAGUGCUUUGUCUGCAGUGUCUGCAGCAAACCCUUUCCCAUCGGAGACAGAGUGACAUUCAGUGGAAAGGACUGCGUGUGCCAGCAGUGCUCUCACUCACUCGUUAAGCCAAAUGAACCUAUCAAAAUCCAUGGACCCAGCCACUGUGCCGGAUGUGGAGCAGAGAUCAAGCAAGGUCAAUCUCUGCUGGCGCUGGAGAAGCAGUGGCACGUCAGCUGCUUCAGAUGUCAGACAUGCAACAUGGUCCUCACCGGAGAGUACAUCAGCAAAGAUGGAGUGCCGUACUGUGAGGCAGACUAUCAUGCCCAGUAUGGGGUGAAAUGUGAGGCCUGCAGCAGAUAUAUAAGUGGAAGGGUUCUGGAGGCUGGGGGGAAGCAUUACCAUCCAACCUGCGCCCGCUGUGCCCGCUGUAAUAUGAUGUUCAAAGAAGGAGAGGAAAUGUACCUGACGGGAUGUGAGGUAUGGCACCCUUUAUGCAAACAGGCAUCAAGAGCAGAGAGGAGACUAAGGCAUAGACGCCUGUCAGAAACCUCCAUCUCUCCCCCAGGCUCCUCCAUUGGCUCCCCCAAUAGGGUUAUAUGUGCCAGAUUGGAGCAUGAGUUCCUAGAUUAUAAGGACCUAGCUGCUCUCCCAAAGAUCAAGGCCAUAUAUGCGGUCCAGCAGCCAGACCUCAUAUCCUCCUCAUACCAGCCCUACCACAGAUACACCUCUGAUGACAGGCUAGACACUUACAUCUAUGGGGAGUCUCUUGGGACAUUCUCUCCCUAUUCUCAGGAUUACGACUGCCUGGACAUAAAGCAGAGGCGAUGCUCCAGUCCAGGUUAUAUUGACUCCCCAACCUAUAGUCGUCAUGGGAUGUCACCUAUCAUGCCUCGCUCUCCGCAGCACUUUGGUUACCCUGGUUGCGAGAGUGGUAGGAGCUCACCUUAUUACGGCCAAGAGGGGCGGUCCACCACACCGACCACCAACCAGCCCCCAAAACAUUUUCAUGUACCAGCCACAGGGGAGCCCAACAUCUACAGGAAGCCUCCCAUCUAUAAGAGAACGGACAAUCAUUUGAAUGCAGCCACCAAGAGUAGGACCAGUGAGGACAUCCUUAGGUCCUCCAGGUUGUCCAGCUACUCUCCAGAGCCAUACACCCAGUCCGAGUGUGACUACUACCAAUACCCCAGCUCCCCCAGGGCCUAUCGAGUGCCAAGGAGACGGUUCUCGACAGGGGGAGAUGAAGAGAGUUGGAGUCACAGUCUUCAAAGAAUUGGGAGUGGCAUAGGGAGGAUGAUCCUUAAAGAGGAGAUGAAAGCCAGAUCUGGUUCCUAUGACAACGACCCCUGGGGCAGUGCAAGGAAUUCUUGUAGUGGGAGCAAGGAAACCCUCAACACGACAGGCUACAGCGCCACGGCCUACAACAACACCAUCAACGGAUCACCCCGAUCCCAAUACAGCACUGACAGCGAUUUUGUGUGCAAGUCUGCCUCACUUCCAGGAUAUGGACGCAACGGCAUGCAAAGACCUCAGAGUGCUGACUGCUACCAGUACCAGUAUGACAGCAACGAGGUGAACUGGGGAAGCAGAGAACACAAGAUUUACCCGUACGAGGCGCUCAUUGUGACCACCAGAGGGCGGAACAGGCUCCCUAAAGAUGUGGAGAGAGCCAGACUGGAGCGUCACCUUUCUCCAGAAGAGUUUGUCCAAGUGUUUGGCAUGACAAUGGAGGACUUCGACAGGCUGGCUUUAUGGAAGAGGAACGAGCUAAAAAAACAGGCCAGACUCUUUUAACAAUGUGUGGACGUGUGUUAGAUACUGCCAUACAUCCAGAGAGAAUCUGCACCGUUUCACUGCCAUGGCUGAGAACCUGUUCUUGAUCUCCUCAUGCAAUGAACCAAAUUGUGGGCACACCAGCACAGACUUGUGGGUUUACAGAAACAUUUAUGCACAGUAAACAAAGUGCUUGUGUGUUCCUGUGCUGGAGUGGUGUGUGAAAGCAAUACAGACUUGUAGGUGUAGAUGCCAUGUUGUGCUUUUCUUUAUGAUGAAGGACUGUGCCCCGAUUUUAACACCACGAGGAGAAUUUUGGCUUUGCCUUAUUUGUUAUGCUUUCUAAGUUUAAUGAGUGUGCAGCACCAGCAAUCUGAAUAAGUAGAAUGUAGUCCCAGUACAUCAUUUACGUCACUUUAUCUGUGUGAAUGAUGACAGGGCAAGAGUGGAUGACAGCUAGAAUAUUUCCUUUUCAUUUUUUGAACUCCGUUUCUUCCCCGGAUUGUACACUCACACUCAAAAUACUGUGUUCCUUGAUGCUAAGAAGUUACGGGAAGUGGGCUAAUUGUCUCAAAAAAUAACGGGGCAAACCAAAGUGACAAUGCAAAUAGGCAGAUUGACAGCACACAUAAAUGUGAUGUUACCCUAUUCAAACGAAUACAUUCACUGUGUGCUAACCUUUGAGAAUGUGCAAUACAUUUCAUUCAACAAUUGAAUCUUUCUGUUUGGUUGUUUUUAUUUUUUUGCUCAUUGCAAUAAGAUGUUGAUGAAAUGGUGGCCAUCGAUACACGAUUCAAAUCAUGAGUAUGAGUAAUAAAGAAAUGCUCUGGAAGGAAUUUCACGUUGCUAAAGAACCAGGGUUGACAUGUUUCCUUUUGGGUUUUGUCUCUAAAAUUAAAGUUAUAAUUACAUUUUGUCUUUUCAUUUAUAUUUGGACGAAAGCUUGAAAAAGAAAUACUGUACUAUGUAGUAGUAUUAAGCACAUCUAAUUACUGUAUAGUAGCUAAGGCUGGGCGAUACUGCAAAUUUUGGUAUCGAUCUGAGUAAAUAAAGGGCCAGUAUUGGCGAUAUAGAUACUGAUACCGAUAUUUAUUUUCUGUGAUUUUGCUCUUAAUUUGUGGAUCAUGAUUAUAAUCCUAAUAAGACGUGGGGCAAAGAUUUCAUUCCCUUGUAUUGAUCUGAUACAGCCACUACCAGUAGGAUCAUAUUAUCAAUAUUUGUAUUUGCACACCCCUGAGCACAAAACGUGCAGGUAUGUCACGUUGACCAAUGGAAAAUUACCGCAGCCUAUUUGUCUUAAAUAUGCAGAAUAUGAAUGCUGAGAUUACGUGUAAUUUCUGAAUACAAUUACAAUAGAUACACGUGAAU